Messenger RNA from Oryctolagus cuniculus (rabbit), 1186 nucleotides. NCBI's taxonomy places the organism in Eukaryota, Metazoa, Chordata, Mammalia, Lagomorpha, Leporidae. The record is from RefSeq and is a predicted model, not a curated record.
CGCCUGCGUUUGCGCAUGCGCGAGGGCCGGGCGGCCUGCGCCUCCCCGGCUCUGCUCCUCGCCGGCGCUGCGGCCAGCCGGACCGCCGGAGGCCGGGCGUCCCCCGGCGGCCGAGUCGCUGCCCAGGCCGUGGCGCUGGCCGAGGUCGUCCGGGCACCGUGGCUCGGCCAGCGUUCGGCGUCCCUCGGCCAUCACAGCAGCAGCUCCUGGCGCGGCGUCCGGCCCGCCCCUGCCUGGCCACCCCCUCCCGGAGCCCGCCGGGUCCCCGCGGCAGGGGGUUCUGCCCCUGAGGGCUCCGGGAACGCCUGCCUGCCGAGCUGGGCGCCGUGGGCACCCGCCAGGGUCCGGAGGCCAGCGGCAGGGCCCCUCUUGCUCUCCCGGGGUCCAGCCCCUUGGCCUCCACUCAGGGGUCCCGCGCCCCAGCUUCCUCCCCACGCCGGUGCCGUCCCUGGCGACCGUGACAAAUGGCCCCCCGAGCUGCGGAGAGCGAGCAGGAAUGAGGGCGUGGGGCCCCUCGUGCCUGUGCCUCGGGGUCCACGUGGUCCCUCGCAGCAGCAGGUGGAGAGCAGACUCGGCGAGCUCCUGAAAUGCCGGCAGCCCGCGCCGCCGACCCUGCAGCCCCCGCGGGCGCAGCCCUCCGCGCAGCAGCCCGGACCCUGGCCCCUGUCGAGUCCGGGGCCCAGGCUGGUGUUCAAUCGCGUGAACGGCCGGCGGCCCCACGCCACGUCCCCGUCCCUGGAGGGCACUCAGGAGACCUACACGCUGGCCCACGAGGAGAACGUCCGCUUUGUGUCCGAAGCCUGGCAGCAGGUGGAGCGGCAGCUGGACGGCGGCCGGGCAGGGGAGCGUGGGCCCAGGCCUGUGCAGUACGUGGAGCGGAGCCCCAACCCACGCCUACAGAACUUUGUGCCGAUUGACCUGGAUGAGUGGUGGGCGCAGCAGUUCCUGGCCAGAAUCACCAACUGCUCCUAGCAGCCGCCUGGGAGGGCGCGCGGGCCCGGCCAGCCACGCGCCGGCCACACCUCAAGUGCCAGCAUCCGUACUCUUGCACCUCUGUGCCCUGGCUCCGCCGUCCUGGGCCGCCUGGGGCUGGGGCUGAACUGACCUCGAUCCUGUCCAGCGUGCACAGGGACCAGCUCUGGAGCCGGCGGGGAGGGGCUCCAGGCUAAUAAAGUUGAGAAAGUGC